AUGUUGGUCGCACUGUCGCCUAUACCGCGCGCAUCGAAACGGGGCUACUCGGCCCAGCCAAAGCCGGCCGUUGUCGUCCGUGUCGCGACGAGGAGCAGCAGCAGCAGCAGCCUGUUGAACUGGCUACGAGGGUACCACGAUAGGGGCUGUCUUGACCAUCGGAUGUUGCACGCUGCUCUGCUCUGCUCUGCUCGAUUGGGGAAAACGAUACAAGCGACUGCUUACCAAAUCGACGGCCAGCGCGACGGCAAGGAAGCGUUUGGUCUAGUACAGGGUGUUGAGGUGGGCUCUCACACUCACGCUCAGGCACGUUGCGGCAUGCCUGUAGAGAUCCCUCGCAGGCGCAUAGGCGAAUCCUCGGUAUUGAGGGCAGCAGCGGUAGUGGGCAAGCGUAGUCGUCUCGGGUGCUACCCGAACCCAGUCUAA
Messenger RNA from Bipolaris oryzae ATCC 44560, 426 nucleotides. RefSeq lists its product as uncharacterized. The record is from RefSeq and is a predicted model, not a curated record. The transcript has a single exon. Lineage: Eukaryota; Fungi; Ascomycota; Dothideomycetes; Pleosporales; Pleosporaceae. Bases 1 to 426 code for a protein of 141 amino acids.